Molecule: messenger RNA, 663 nt
Organism: Thecamonas trahens ATCC 50062
Lineage: Eukaryota; Apusomonadida; Apusomonadidae
Exons: 2
Coding region: 10-663 (217 amino acids)
Biological process (GO): protein transport; late endosome to vacuole transport; endosome transport via multivesicular body sorting pathway
Cellular component (GO): multivesicular body; ESCRT III complex
Source: RefSeq, a predicted model, not a curated record
CAAGCAACCAUGUUCGGACGCAAGCCAUCUCCCAAGGAACAGAGUCGGGCAGCUAAACGGAGUGUGCGUGGGGCGCAGCGUGAUCUGGAGCGCGAGGCGCGGCGGCUGGAGCGGUCCGAGGCCGAGCUCAUCAGAAACAUCAAGAAGGCGGUAGCGCGCAAGGAUCGGGCGACGGCCAAGCGGCUCUCGGUCUCGCUGGUCAAGCUGCGUAAGCAGAAAGAGCGGCUGCUCAAGGCGUCGGGUCAGAUGACAGCAGUCAAACACACGAUUGCGGCGCAGGACGCGACACGCGCAACCGCAAAGUCGAUGGCGACAGCGACCAAGGCGCUGGCGGCGACCAACGCAGCUCUUCCGGCGUCGUCGAUGACCGCCGUCGCGUCUGCGUACGCUCAGGCCUCGACCCAGAUGGAAAUCCAGGACGAGAUGGUCAACGAUGCGCUCGACUCGGCUAUGGACUCGCUCUCUGACGACGAGGAGGUCGACAACGUGCUUGCACAAGUUCUUGACGGUGUCGCGCUCGACAUAGGCUCGUCGAUGGCAACGGUCCCGUCGCGGGCUCCGCCGAGUGCGACCUCGGUCGCCACCGGCUCCCGCGCCCAACCUAGCCGGUUGCAAGCCCAAGCCGAAGAGGAUCGUCUCCUCGCCGAGCUUGCCGGGCUCUGA